ACUGUCUGCGCGCAUUACACCGGCUUGGAUGAUGCGGAUACCGGAGAGGUAUCUUUGUUAUUAUCAUUUAAAUGUGGCGGUCGGAAAUGGUCGGUGACACCCUGAUUUGGUGUUGAAUCAUCGGAGGGACUGCGAGGCAACACAGGGAUUUCACACCGAGCUGGUUUGGACGUCUGGAGAUGAGUGCGGGGCACCGGAUGUGCCUGCAUGAUGCCACCACGUGUCUAGGCCCUCCCUAAUCCUGCUGCGGCGACACAGAGGAUCCCCCUCAGUCCCAGGACACAUCACCGCCACACAUUUUGAUCUUUGACUGAUCUCGAUCUUCCUCUGUAGCUAUCAGCCGCUGAUCAGUCCUAACCCACUCUCUAUAUUCAGGCUUUCCUUUUCCAGACUCUCGCUUUACACCAGGAUUACCUAUUGAUUUGAUGCUGAAUCCUGAUGCACCAGCUGAGUCUACUGUAGACCUCUGACUGCAACAUCAAAACCCACUCACAUUCAAAUGUGACAACAGGUUUCCUGACUCUCCUCAUUCCUCUCCUCUCUGGGUUUUUUCACUCUCUUGGUUGGAAGCCAAAGCCAUAUAUUGUCUGUUCUUGAGAAAACUCCUUGUUAUGAGCUGGCUGUGAGACCAUAGACACAGAAAGCUACGACUGUUCUUUCUUUGUUCAGCUUAUGUACAGUACAGUAGAACUGAGCAUGGGCAUGAAAAUUUUCCUCAUGGGCAAGUUUUAAUGUAAAAGGUUGGAGGCGGCAAUACAGAAAGGACUGUUGUGUCCUGAGACUGAAAAGUUUAGCGCUGUAGACUCUUUCUGUCAUCACCACUUCCCCUAAGCUGCCCAGUCCGGAGCAGCGUGCUUUCCAGAUGCUGCCAUGCCCAUCAUCAGCAACGCCAACCAUGACUUCAGCAAUCUGUCCCUCAGUGAUGACAGCAGCCUCGACCGCAUCUUCACUGAGAUCCCUGAAACUGAGACCAUCAAGGGUGUGUACUACCAGAGGGCUCAGUUCAUCCGUCGGCCAGAGGACCUGGUGUCCGUCGACCAUGGCAUGCUAGCAGUGAUCAACGUCGGGGGGAACCGCUACACCUUCCCCUGGAGCACCCUAGAGCAAUUCCCCCUCACCCGACUUGGCCGACUCUGUGGCUGCCGGUCACCUGAGGACAUCGCCAGGGUCUGCGACGAUUAUGACGAAGCCCGCAAGGAGUUCUUCUUUGACCGCUCGCCGUCCGCCUUCAGAGUCAUCCUCAACUUCCUGGCUGCGGGGAAACUGCGUCUGCUGAGGGAAAUGUGCGUCCUUUCCCUGCAUGAUGAACUGGCCUACUGGGGUGUGGAGAUGGCAUACAUGGAGCGCUGCUGCAAGAGGAAGAUGUACACACGCAUUGAGGAGGUGCAUGAACAGGAGCGGCGUGAGGAGGAGCGCAGGCAGAGAAACGCCAUGCAGCGUGUGCCGGUGGAGGAAACAAGGUACCGUAAGGUGAUGAACUGGCUGAGAGAUAUGGUGGAGAAUCCGCAAUCUGGCUUACCGGGGAAGAUCUUCGCCUGCUUGUCAGUGAUCAUGGUUGCGGUGACUGUCGUGAGCUUGUGUAUCAGUACCAUGCCAGACCUUAGAGAGGAAGAGGACAGGGGUGAAUGUUCCUCCAAGUGCUACAACAUGUUCAUCAUAGAGACGGUGUGUGUAGCCUGGUUCUCCCUGGAGUUCAUCCUGCGGUUCAUUCAGGCCCGCAGCAAGCUGGACUUCCUCCGUGGGCCACUCAACAUCAUCGACGCCAUGGCCAUCCUUCCCUACUACGUCUCCCUGGUGGUGAAAGAGGAAGACCCAGCCCUGGAGCACGAGAGGCCAGGAGGAGGUAAGGGCUACUUGGACAAGCUGGGCCUGGUGUUGAGGAUCCUGCGGGCGCUGAGGAUUCUCUACGUGAUGCGGCUGGCUCGCCACUCUCUUGGCCUGCAGACGCUCGGGCUGACGGUCAGACGCAGCACCCGGGAGUUCGGCCUCCUUCUGCUUUUCCUCUGCGUGGCUGUCACCCUCUUCUCCCCGCUGGUCCACUUGGCUGAGAGUGAGCUCACGGGUGCCCAUGACUUCAGCAGCAUCCCUGCCUCCUACUGGUGGGCCAUUAUCUCCAUGACGACGGUAGGCUACGGCGACAUGGUGCCACGGUCCAUUCCAGGACAGGUUGUAGCACUGAGCAGCAUCCUCAGUGGGAUCCUCAUCAUGGCCUUCCCUGCUACAUCCAUCUUCCACAUGUUCUCCCGCUCCUACCAAGAGCUCAAGAUGGAGCAUGACCGAUUGUUCAAAGAGGAGUGUGCUGCCGCUGCUGCUGCCGCUGCCACCGGGGAGCUGCAGGAGGCGGGAAGUGAAGGAGGAGGGUUCGACUCAGCUCCAACUGGACUGGGAUUACGUCUAGACAAGGAUAGUGUGCACUCACUGGAGUCUCUGGCUCUGCUGGGGAAAGGCGGUGAAGCUGCAGGAAAUAAUAACCACAGCCUUCCAGCAGCAGCUUUCUGAACAGUACUCGCGAUGAUUGACUCAGUCCAAAAACUUCCAAGAACAUAUGAGUCUGUUAAUCUCUGUCUUGCUGUAAAAGUACUGUAAAAGUACUGCCAAUGACUGUUGCUCCAAUAGUCUCACUCCCCACAUGGUUGUGAAGCAUCUGUGUUGCAUUGGAUCAAAGGAGAUUAAACAAACAUUUCCUUUGCUCUUCAGUCUGAUGAUAAGGAGCACAAGUGUGCACACUGCUGACUGCACAGAAACUGACAGACUUUAAACCCUUUAAAUUGGACGGUCCAGUUUGUUUGACGGGCCAGAAAGCCACUGCAGCAAUAUUAGUAUAUACGGCUGCUUCCAUAAACAUGCAAUAUUCAGUCCAAAGUUGCUUUUCCUUCCACUGUGAAAAUACUUACAAGUCCAACUGCAACUUUUAGUUUUUCAAGAAUUUAAAGAUGUGCUCCUCUCUUACUUUAAUUCUGAGAAGCUUGAAGCCAUGUUCUGAGAAGAAAUAUAAACAAACUGAUAGUUUUGGCUCAUAUAAGAUGUAUAUCCAUCUCUCUCUCAUGUAUGUUUGUAUGCUUGGACUCAAAGAGGUGACUGUGUCUCCAUUCUCUACUAUGAACUCCAGGUAAACUGAGUGAAGAUGUUGCAGAAGUUAUGGUCCAAACUGUUUUUUUUUAAUCAGCUGAUGAAGAAAUGAAAGGAUGGAGAGAAAGACAGCAUGCUUGCAAGUGUAUGAGUGAAAGAGAA
Molecule: messenger RNA, 3231 nt
Organism: Seriola dumerili (greater amberjack)
Lineage: Eukaryota; Metazoa; Chordata; Actinopteri; Carangiformes; Carangidae
Gene: kcng4a
Product: potassium voltage-gated channel modifier subfamily G member 4
Exons: 4
Coding region: 871-2499 (542 amino acids)
Biological process (GO): potassium ion transmembrane transport; protein homooligomerization
Cellular component (GO): membrane; voltage-gated potassium channel complex
Molecular function (GO): protein binding; delayed rectifier potassium channel activity
Source: RefSeq, a predicted model, not a curated record